AUGCCUUUGAUACUGGUGGCUGACCCUCCAGCCAGCUGUAAUCGGCCAUCUGUUGACAAGGUUUGUAUGGUGGUAAAUCAGCUGAGGGGUGGGAAGGCAGGUGGUGUUUGUGGCAUCCAUUGGGAGAUAAUCAAGAAAAGUGGGCCUGUUGUAGUCUUGUUCGUGUGGCAGAUCAUCUACUCAAUUUGGAUCAGUGAUGUCAUACCACUUAACUGGAAAACGGCCGUAAUUGUCCCUAUCAAGAAAGAUAAAGGUGAGCACCAUGACUGUAACAACUAUAGAGCUGUUACAUUCUUCUUAGUGCCCAGUAAGGUCUUUGCCAAGGUUAUUCUGAAUGUAGUGCAAAAUUAUUUGUUUGCCUCUCAGCAGCCAGAGCAGUCAGUGUUCACACCAAAGAAGUCAACUACCAACAAGAUCCUGGUUUUUUGUGUACUCAUUGAAUGCAAGCAGGGUUGUUGGCAGGAGCUGCUUACAGCCUUUACUGACCUUCACAAGGCAUUUGAUUCAGGGGACAGGAAUGUGCUUUGGAGGAUUCUGGAGCUGCAAGGUAUACCUCUCCUACAGGUUGGGUUGAUGGUGGCUUUGUAUACUGGAACAGUGAGUGCAGGGCUCAACGUCUGA
Molecule: messenger RNA, 621 nt
Organism: Octopus bimaculoides (California two-spot octopus)
Lineage: Eukaryota; Metazoa; Mollusca; Cephalopoda; Octopoda; Octopodidae
Source: RefSeq, a predicted model, not a curated record